AUGCACGGUGGUACACAAUCACAAAGACUUACUACCGUCAACAAAAAACGCAUGAGAUCAACUCCACAGUGUCCCAGUGAAACUUCGAAUUCGAUGCGAGCGAAGCCGACAAUCAUACAUGAUGAUCAAGCACCAGAGGAAGAAGAAGAUUUCAUGUCGGACAAGUUUCUCAAGCAAAUCACAGUCGAAUCAUCAUCAGAAACUAAGACCUAUUCCGAAAAACGCAAACGCAGACUGUUAGAAGCCUCCACAACAAACCAGAAACGAUCCAGAUCCCAGCGAGAGAUUGAGGCCCGAGAAGAAGGUUUGAGUCGAAAUCUGAUCCAAUCAAAUGUCGCACGGGAAGAAAACGUCCAGCCAGAGUCGCAUAGCAAGGCCUUUCAAAUGAUGUUGAAGAUGGGCUUCCAGCCAGGGACCUCGCUAGGCUUAUCAGCGUCUAAUUCGUCAUCAAAGGAACCCAUCAACAUUGUCCCUAAAUCAGGUCGGGCUGGUAUUGGAAUAUCGACCAAGCCGGUGUCCGCUGCGAAGUUCCCACGUCUACUCUUUGGAACCGAAGGGAAACUGAAACUUACGGAAGAAGAAUCAGCCCAACGAGAGGCCUUCUUGGCUACGUCUCGUUCCCGUUUCGAUGGCCGAAAAGUGGAAGCUAUUCUGGGUCGCGCCUGUAGGACCUGCGAGGAACUCGAUCGCCGUCGUAGAUUGGAUUCUAACAUCUUCUGGAUCCAUACAUCUCAAGAUGAAAGAGGUCCACGUCUUAAUACACUGGACAAGUUGAUAUCAGAUGAUUGCCAAAACGACCCCGAUAACCUAGCCGAGGAUGCAGAUGACGAAGAAAAACAGAACUGGUUGGCUCUAGAACCAUCAACCAGACUAUCCUGUACACUCGAAUAUUUACGGGAAGAAUAUUUUUACUGCAUCUGGUGUGGCUGCCAAUACGAAUCAUUAGAAGAACUGAACAACGAAUGUCCUGGGGAGGAGGAGGAUGAUCAUUAG
This is a messenger RNA of Puccinia triticina, 993 nucleotides long. RefSeq lists its product as uncharacterized. Lineage: Eukaryota; Fungi; Basidiomycota; Pucciniomycetes; Pucciniales; Pucciniaceae. Gene Ontology annotation, molecular function: nucleic acid binding. Bases 1 to 993 code for a protein of 330 amino acids. The record is from RefSeq and is a predicted model, not a curated record. Gene Ontology annotation, cellular component: kinetochore. The transcript is spliced from 2 exons.